Molecule: messenger RNA, 1882 nt
Organism: Armigeres subalbatus
Lineage: Eukaryota; Metazoa; Arthropoda; Insecta; Diptera; Culicidae
Exons: 3
Coding region: 6-383 (125 amino acids)
Source: RefSeq, a predicted model, not a curated record
AUGAGAUGUAUAAUCUAAACCGAAAGCAUGUGGCGAUGGAUUAUUCGAUCCUCCUGAACCCUCCAGUUGUAGUGGAGCAUGCAAUCUCAGUUGUACCUGUUCCUGUGAAACCGUGGCCCCAGAGAUUCCCGAUACUUCAGGAUCGUGAAUACCAACAUCAGCUAUUUGUUGAGCCAGAUUGUUCACCACGGUAUCACGGACGAUAUUCCGUUGUGGCUGAUUGCUUAAAAGCUCACGAACGUACUGCAUUUCGAGUCACACCUUCCGACUGCAUCGAUGUCGGUGGCCUGUUUUCGGAUCUCAUGGCGGACAGUCCAUACGAAAUGUGCCUGCCUUCCUCCAAGAGCGGAUUUGGCAUUGGUCCAUUCAUAGACCGACCUUGAUUUGAAGAAGACGAAUAGCCAGGUACACUUAUUUGGGAAACCCCUGGCUGCUCUGCUGUUGUAGCUAAAGCCCCCAUGGUCCGAGGAAUAGCUGCCUCCGUCGCCAAAUCUGGCUGAACUGUGGAAUUCAGCAAGGGUACUCCAUCCUCCCUUGGCAACAUGGAGAAUCCGUUUAAAGCGGCAUUCCGAGGCAGGUUCAGACUAUCAUCCCGACUGUAUCCAUCUUGUCCAUCGUGGUAGUCGUCCCAGAAUGGAUUCGUCACGCCGAGCGAGGUGACGGUCUCCCUUGGUUCCAAGGGUAUUAACGCUUCUCCUGGUCCCGUUGUCAGCUGGGAGAUCGCAGGUUGAUUCUCAGUAACUCGUUCCAACCGUGUGCUGGAUUGAAUUGUACGGAAAGGUAGCUGAAAUCCUUCGGCCGAAAGUUGAAUUCUCGCUGCCUGAUUCAGCUCCGCUUGAAGAUUGUUUCGUGCUGGGAAGCGACUGUCCAACGAAAACCUAGUGUCCGAAUUCGGCCAACUGGUGGAGGGAUUCGUCGUCAGCUGAUCCGCCCAGACGAGACGCUGCGCCCGAGCAGGGUUGACGUCUUCCAUUUCGCGUUGAAGACUGUAAUCUUCUCCAGGCCCAGGAGGUGUAACCAGAGUCCUCUGAGAGUCCGAGGUACGAUUCAUAUUCAUGAAAUUAUUCACUCUGUAGUCUCUAUCAGACAUUUCACCCAAUUCACAAUCAGUUCACUUCAAAUAAAAUUAAGAGAUAUAAUAUGACACCACUGGUAAAGCAGUAUAAUAAGAAAAUGAAAGAGUAUCCUAUUUUAGUUACAAAUAAUCAAAACCAAAUUCAAAUUACCGUAUUGUUUUACCGAAUUAUUCACACUUUUAUACAGUUAACCUAAAUUACUACCGACUAAAUUCAAUUAUACCAAUUACUUAAUCUUACGUUCAAUUCCAGUAAGGCUUACCAAUUAGUUGAAGAAUUGUACAAAAAAAACUUUUUCAACAGUAGUAAGUUGAAUUCCACAAAAAAGGCCUAAGAACCGUUAAACGGCCCCACGUUGGGCGCCAAAAUGUAACGCUCCGUUCGGUUUCUAUAAGCAAGCGGCUUAAGCGCCACCUUCUGUUUCCGAAGGACCGCUAGCUCGUUUAAUUUCGCCCGGAUGAGACUGCCUAUUCAGGGCAGGUCUUAUUUCAACCAGAACCGAAGUUCACACUCCGACACACAAAAUAGAUCGUAGGCAAUUAACCAAGUUCAAAUUCUUCGACUUCAAUGUCGGACUUAAUCUAAGAAAAAUAUAUACAACCCUCGAUGUUCUACCAAUCAGGGAAAAGCUUAGCUUAAAGUAGGAAUAAACCAGUCAGUAAAUAAUUCAAUUUAUUACGUGACGUUUGAUUGUGUAGUGUAAUUCUAAAUUGGAAGUAAUUAAAGCAAUUUACAAUUCCACGAUCGCGAAUUUCAAUCGAUCGAAUUCAUCGAAUCCUAUUUAUUAUUGCAGCUAGUUUAUUUGA